Molecule: messenger RNA, 515 nt
Organism: Anneissia japonica
Lineage: Eukaryota; Metazoa; Echinodermata; Crinoidea; Comatulida; Comatulidae
Product: RIB43A-like with coiled-coils protein 2
Exons: 1
Coding region: 12-500 (162 amino acids)
Source: RefSeq, a predicted model, not a curated record
CAGCGUCAGAUAUGAAAAGAAAUGAUAUGAUAUCAGAAUUACUACAGAAAAGGCAAGAACAGGAUAUACGUAAUUUGAACGGCGCAUUAGUGGAGUUUCGCAAACUUCACCAACAGCCGGACGCUGCCCGGGAGUGGGACCUUAAUGACCCAGAUGCGAAGAAAAAAGACAAGCCUGCCAGAGUCCAUGAUGAUGAUCCACGGUGCGGUAUUUCUAGCAUUCAGAAGUUUGACGGUGAAGACCUGAAUAGCGAAGCCCGUCAGAAACUUAUGAAGGAGCAGAUGCGCGAGUGGACUAAAAAGCAGAAAGCAGAGCGGAACCUGCAAAACAAGCGACAGUCGGAAGCCGAUAGAUUGUACGAUCUUCAUCGACGAGAGAUGGAUCAGAGAGCUAUGGAACUCAACAAAGCAGAGGAGGAUUGUCGUCGUGCGAUUAACGAGUCUGUCAGGGAUUAUAAUAAAGCAUUGGUAAUUGGCCAAAUUAUAAUUUAUUCAUACUAACACAUUUUUAAAAGU